UUCAACAAAAACACGUUACUCCGCCUGUUGUUCUGGCGGUGAAUUGCUCUGCAACACACGCAGAACCAUGAAUUGAAACGAGUGCGUCGACGCAACGACGCAGACGCUGAAGCAUGCGCCGGCCUUUAAACACCUGGACCAGGUCAGCAGCAAAACUAGGGCGUCCCCAUGACAACGACAGCUGGCCAUGCUGCCUCUCCCUCUCUUCUCACACACCUUUUCCAAGCACAAACCCUGCUUCGUUUCCCCCUGCUUGUGAUUGGAGUGACUAAAUGUCACCAGUGUUGAGGGACGACGCUGCAGAUGGGAGCCGCUAAACAGGCUUUAUUGUAUUAAAUAAUGAUCAUAUGUCCACUUAGCAGGGCCAGCUGUUACUGUACGCGUCUCACAACUUUACGUAGAGAAAUGGACGCUGUUGGCUGUCUAACCUCAUGAUGUGGGUGACGAGGGGAUGCUCGCUGUGGUUAUGCAACAGCUGUGGUGGGAGCGUUCGAAUUACAGGGUUACCCUUUAAGGGUACCAGUACCAGCAUGCAACACCCGAAUACCAGUUUGAAAAAUACAAGAAGGUCCUGUCUGUCAGAUAAAGCUCAUGUCACAGAAAGGUGCACUGUGAACACCCAGUGAUAAGAGCCAACGCACAACUAUGACCAGAGGAAAAACGCAUGAAAGAAGAACCCGUCGAGGACAGCAUCCCCCAGAUCGUACAGUUAUCUCAACAAUGCCGUCCCCAUGUCACGGAGCUGGAUCUAAAUCUAGCAGAAAGAGAUUUAUUAAUAUCAAAUGCUGCUUGUGAGGAGAUGUUACAUGUGUACAUGCGGAACAAGUACGACCCUCUGUAUCACGCACGUUGAUGUGACACACAGAGCUUUUGGUUUUUCAUUGUGUUAUUCGAUUUUGUUCAUAAUUUGACUUGUAUCUUCUUAAAGCUGCACCAAUCCCAAUUUUUACAUCAACUAUGAAACUUCACCUCCACGGAUAACAAGCUUCUUUUAGCCCGCCGCUUGGCUCGGGCUGCUGAGCACACAGCAGCAUGUAAGUAGAAAACACACUUCCCCAGCACGUCAACACUGUUGUCCAUUCAUGCUCCGGUUGCGUUGCAGCUGCUGCGUGUCUAAAUAUGCAACUGAGCUUCCAUCAUCUUGCCACUUCCGCACGUCCCUUAGUGAUCGUAAUGCCCCCUCAAGAUCAGAGGACUUCACACGUGUAUUUCUCCAGGAAGGAGUCAUAGGCCUGUUGCAUGGUUCAUUUCCCUCAGCACAUACAGUAUCAUCAUCAGAGGUUGUUGUUAUGAUGCUAGAAUAUUAAAAAGAGUUGCACCCUUGUGAGCUGUAAAUACUUCAUAAUAAUGCGAGUUAUUGCUUGCUGACUUCUGUUUUGGGAUUGAUGUUUGGCAGUGUGCCUUUUUCAUUAUUAUCCGCAUGUUCUCCUGAAGAUUCUCGUCAUGUCUCACAGGUAUAUUAAACGAAUGUUACUUUUGUGUGUGGAUUUAAAGUGUUUACAUGUUACCAAUAAAGCGGUAUUGUACAGUUACUCUGCGUUUGGACCACGCUGUCAGAGGGACUAAAGUUUAUGGAGACCUUUUUACUCUACGCUGUUUUUUGGUUUCGCAAAUGUACAAACACAAAGAUGGAGUUUCCUCCAUAGAAAGAAGUUACUAUUUCAAUAGGAGCCGCGUCCCACUUGUUUGCAUUAUCUUAGUAAAGCACGUGCCUUCAUGUAGUUCUAUGCUCCGUUUACUAUCCGUGUGUUUCCUCCAUUAUUACUGGUGCAGUGAAAUGUGGAGGGAGGGGUGGAGAGCUCUCUUCAGAGGGACAGCAGGCAGGAGGUGGAGGCUGUUGCUCAACACUUGGCAAGGCUCACUAUCUGCUGGUUGAAUGACCAGUUGAUCAAACAGACGAGCGCACAAACACACACACACAAACACACACACACACACACACACAGGGUCUGCUCCACCCUUUACUCUGGUGACAGGAUGGAAGGUGACACUGUGACGCGUCAGAUGUUGAUUCAUCCCGUCAGUAUUUAAAGUUCCGUACACACACCAGUAGACCAUCCCGGAUCGUCUCUGCGGAUAAAGCUGCUGGAUUUGCACAAAAUUUCCAAGAUGUCAGGGGAGGCCUUCGUCACCCUGGCCACCACAGACUCAUACUGCAUGGGAGCCAUAGUGGUGGCCAGAAGUUUACAGCGCCACGGGACGACUCGCAGCACCGUCGUCAUGGUGACACCGAACCUCUCACAACAGUCAAGGCUGGCGCUGGAGGACGUGUUCGAUGAGGUCAUCACGGUGGACGUGAUGGACAGCGACGACCAUUUCCGCCUGUCCCUGCUGGGACGUCCUGACCUCGGCAUCACCUUCACUAAGAUCCACUGCUGGACCCUGACACAGUACAGCAAAUGUGUCUUCCUGGACGCGGACACACUGGUCCUGUGUAACGUGGACGAGCUGUUCGAGAGAGACGAGCUGUCUGCGGCUCCUGAUCCCGGCUGGCCCGACUGCUUCAACUCAGGCGUGUUUGUCUUCAGACCGUCCCUCCGCACCCACAGCGGCCUGCUGGAGCACGCGCUGCAGCACGGCAGCUUUGAUGGGGGGGACCAGGGCCUGCUGAACUCCUUCUUCAGCAGCUGGCCGGCCGAGGACAUCAGCAAACACCUCCCGUUUGUCUACAACCUCAGCGGCAGCUCCUUUUACAGCUACCUCCCCGCCUUCCGACAGUUCGGCCACAACGCGAAGGUGGUCCAUUUCAUCGGAGCAGUGAAACCCUGGAGCUCCAUCAGGGACGAGAGCAGCUCCCACAGCAUGGAGCAGUUUGUGUCUCUGUGGUGGAAGGAAUACCUCGGCUACACAACAUCAUCUGGAGCAGGGAAACAACAAGAGUGUUCCCUCACAGAUAACACACCAGUGGAGGAGGAGGGGCCCGGAUGCGGGGCGGAGGAGGCGGAGGAGGCGGAGGGCGGCGCUUGUACCUCAAACGUUGACACGGAUCCAGUAUGUAAAGCUUCUAUCCCGGACCAGCCUCAUAUCUAUAUUGGUCAGAAUGUCCAAGAGCGAGGAGGCGAAGGUAACGCGCCGCUUAGAGACACCCUCACCGGUCCCAGUUCACUGCCUGUACAUUCGCCGCCCCCCGCUGAGAGUCUUCGCCCCCCGACUGAACCAGAGACAUGUUCCCUCACAGAUAACACGCCAGUGGAGGAGGAGGGGCCCGGAUGCGGGGCGGAGGAGGCGGAGGGGGCAGAGGGGGCAUAGGGCGGCGCUUGCACCUCAAACGUUGACACGGAUCCAGUAUGUAAAGCUUCUAUCCUGGACCAGCCUAAUCCCUGUAUUGGUCAAAAUAAGGCUGCAGGGACGGAAAAAGUUAAAGAGACGGACGAAGCGGCAAAGACAGAGACGGAAGCCGAGCGGCUCGAGCACCGCAGGCUGUGGGAGGCCGGCCAGGCCGACUACCUGGGCAGGGACGCCUUCAAGAACAUCCAGAAGAUGCUGGACCGCUUUCUGGAGUAACGCGCAGGACCACCUCCGUAACCCAAACUCACUUGUGUCCUGUAGGAUCUGAACCAUAUGAGAUUUACAAGCAAACAUGAAUAUUCUAUUUUUUUACAGUGGUAGUGUCGUGGCGCUGAGAGCGAUGCAAUGCCAGCACUCUUCACUGGGAUCGUUUUAUUUUCAUACAAAGCUUUAGAUUUAGAUGAUCUGUUAAAGUAUUGUAGGCAGGCUGAAAGUAAAGAUGUUAACAAUAACGUUAAAAUACCCGUAUAAGAAUAAGGAAAAAAUGUUGAGAAUCAAUCAAUCAAUCUAGCUUCUGCAAAUAAUUCUCAACAUCUCAACUUCAUUCUCGCAAUGUAAAAUGAAACAAAUGCUUUCAGUUUGUUCCCCCCAUGUAUGGCCAUCAAACUCCUGCGUACAAACAAGUGUGAUGCAUCAGAACCAACACAAGGUCUCUUUAACUCUUUCAUUGGGACUGAUGCAAGCACCGAAUGUCAAACUCCGACUUCUCGUUCUUACAAACAUAUUCGAACUGUGUAAUAUGAUUUUGCUCUGCAGUGGUACACAUUUUACAAUGACAGAUGAAGAUGUUGAAGCAUUCUGUCACGCUUUAUUUCACAGGGCCCCAAUUUCCUAAGCAUUCCCUGGAAUGCCAUUUUGUAAUAGUAGAGACAGUGCUCAACUGGUUUGCUUCCAAUCCUUAAAUUUAACAGUGAACACCUUCCAACGACGUGCUCACAAAACGUCUUUUCACCAUUCCCAUUUUUCAUAUAAUUCAAAUGAAAGAAGCUUCCAGGAAAAUGAUGGGGGUCAUAUGUAAAGCGUGAUCCUUUUUGAUGUUCUACGUGACAAAAGCAAAAGAUAGAUUCAACAUUUCCAAAUUGCAAAUGUUCUUCUCUGUGAGAAUACAUAUCCUGGUUUGCCAUAAAGCAUAAAUCAUAUUUUUGUGUAAAGUAAAUACCUUUCUCUUCAUGCCGUUUGAGUUCACAUAGUAAAAACACACACAUGAAUACAUACAGACCGUGUUCAUUCUUCCACCAGGGAGCACUGUGGCUCUUCUAUCAGAACUCUCCAUCACGGCAGCCCAUCAGAGAAGCAGGGACGCGCCAUUAAUACAUGUCUGACUACAGUCAGCAGUAUGCUGUGUGUUCCUUAUCCGUUGGGCACAUGGUUUAAUGUCAUUUUCUUCCAGGCAUUUCUCUCAUAGUGGAGGAAGAUGGUGUGCUGAAUACAAAGCACAUGGCGGGAGGUGAGCUCGGGCCCGGCCCGGGCUGCUGGUAUAAAAGGCCUCAUGAUGAUUGCUCUGAAAGGCAACAUGGCACAUCGCUGCUCUCGGACGAGUGGGCCCCGCUUGACUUUGAUUCAUCAAGAUUAAAGUGCCAACAGC
This is a messenger RNA of Gasterosteus aculeatus aculeatus (three-spined stickleback), 4873 nucleotides long. It is a transcript of the gene gyg2, whose product is annotated as glycogenin 2. Gene Ontology annotation, molecular function: glycosyltransferase activity. Lineage: Eukaryota; Metazoa; Chordata; Actinopteri; Perciformes; Gasterosteidae. The record is from RefSeq and is a predicted model, not a curated record.